Rhinopithecus roxellana (golden snub-nosed monkey) is the source of this 956-nucleotide messenger RNA. RefSeq names its product 5', 3'-nucleotidase, cytosolic (gene NT5C). The transcript has 5 exons. The record is from RefSeq and is a predicted model, not a curated record. Gene Ontology annotation, biological process: pyrimidine deoxyribonucleotide catabolic process. Bases 99 to 704 code for a protein of 201 amino acids. Gene Ontology annotation, molecular function: 5'-nucleotidase activity. NCBI's taxonomy places the organism in Eukaryota, Metazoa, Chordata, Mammalia, Primates, Cercopithecidae.
CCGGGCUCCGGAAGCAGCGCUCCCCUCCCACUCCCCGCGCUUCCGGCCGGGCCCGCGCCCCCCAGACGCCGAGAGCCCGCAGCCCCGGCCUGGCGGCGAUGGCGCGGCGUGUGCGUGUGCUGGUGGACAUGGACGGCGUCCUGGCCGACUUCGAGGCCGGCCUUCUGCGGGGCUUCCGCCGCCGCUUCCCUGAGGAGCCGCACGUGCCGCUGGAGCAGCGCCGCGGCUUCCUGGCCCGCGAGCAGUACCGCGCCCUGCGGCCCGACCUGGCGGAUAAAGUGGCCAGUGUGUACGAAGCCCCGGGCUUUUUCCUGGACCUGGAGCCCAUCCCGGGGGCCUUGGACGCUGUGCGGGAGAUGAACGACCUACCCGACACGGAGGUCUUCAUCUGCACCAGCCCCCUGCUGAAGUACGACCACUGUGUGGGUGAGAAGUACCGCUGGGUGGAGCAGCACCUGGGGCCCCGGUUCGUAGAACGAAUUAUCCUGACAAGGGACAAGACGGUGGUCUUGGGGGACCUGCUCAUUGAUGACAAGGACACAAUUCGAGGCGAGGAGGAGACCCCGCGCUGGGAGCACAUCUUGUUCACCUGCUGUCACAAUCGGCACCUGGUCCUGCCCCCGACAAAGAGACGGUUGCUCUCCUGGAGUGACAACUGGAGGGAGAUCUUAGACAGCAAGCGAGGAGUCGCGCAGCGGGAAUGAGCGGGGAUGCCGCGGGCAGCAGCUGGAGCUGAAGGAAGGGCAGGGGCCACCACAGAGCCGAGUCAGGGCGGCAUCGUGCUGGUGCCUCUGGCCCUGUGGAGUGGAGCAGGCAGAUACCGUUAAGCGCUGUGCUGCCGGGCCCCGGGCCCAGCCACCCGGUACCUCCCGAGAGGCUGCCGCUGGCCCCUGGCUUGCAUGGAAAUAGUGGGAAAACCAGUUGGAACUCUUUAAUAAAAGACCUUGGCUUUCUAG